Messenger RNA from Aphanomyces invadans, 663 nucleotides. RefSeq lists its product as hypothetical. The record is from RefSeq and is a predicted model, not a curated record. NCBI's taxonomy places the organism in Eukaryota, Oomycota, Saprolegniomycetes, Saprolegniales, Verrucalvaceae. The transcript has a single exon. The coding region runs from base 1 to 543 and encodes 180 amino acids.
AUGGUGGAUGAAGACGGGCUCAGUCCACAAGAACGGCUCGAAAGGCAUACAGCCCUGCCACACGUCCGCAUCAGUUCUGAGCGCAUGAUAUCAACGGUGGAAUGCGCCAUUCAAAGCAAUGCGAGCGAGGCGCUGGCCCAAGGGAUGACCGGCCGAAAGCACCGCAAGUACAGGGCCAACAAGAAGCUUGAGAAAUCCAAGCUACGCCAGCGACUGCAUGACCUUGAGAACGUAACACAGGGGCUAAUUGAAGAGAGCCGGUCGAGGACAGCCAUGUUGUCCUGGAGAAGCAUCGCCGUGGCGCUCAAGGACAGCCGGGACAUGGCGCAUCGUCGGAAUCGGGUCUUGCGCGCCAAGAUCCACCUCACCAGCCAGUUCUUGCGCGAAGUCGAUGCGUGGUUUCAAGUGCAUGCAUGCGCACUCAAGAGCGGCGUGCAGUCGGACCGAAUGCAGCACAUCGAGCACACUCAGUUUCGUCGCUUGAGCGUAAAGAUUUCCCAAUUUAUCCACAUUUGCAUGAAAGACGAGGUCGAGAACGACUGACAAGCGACUUUGCGCGGUAGUCGUGCCAACGCUUUUCGAGUGCGAUUUGUUGGAAGGGCGACUCGAUUCCCACGUGUUAGAUCCAUCACAGGAUAAAUCUCCAAACACUUUACCUUUCGA